UGCAUAUAUGAGGAAUCCUUUUGCAAUGGUCGCCCGGAUUGUAAGGAUGCAUCGGAUGAAGUCGAUUGCCAUCAUCUGCAUACAAGUCUGCUACUGCUAUGCAACGAUAAGGAGAACUGCAUCCCCAAGGAGAUGGUCUGCGACGGCCUCGUCCAAUGUGGUGACGGCAGCGAUGAGGCUGGCUGCUACAGAAGUGGUCGAUUCCACUGUCGUUCAGAUUAUUUUGAUUACGAUGUCUGCCUGGAGCCGGCUAAAAUAUGCGACGGUUGGAAGCAUUGCGUGGAGGAUGAAGACGAAGUUCCCGCCGUCUGUCAGAUGAAAGGUUAUGAUGAUGAUGUGGUGAUGGAUAGACGGACAGACAGACAGAUAAAAUGA
Messenger RNA from Helobdella robusta, 375 nucleotides. RefSeq lists its product as hypothetical. The transcript has 3 exons. The annotation marks the transcript as partial. Gene Ontology annotation, molecular function: protein binding. The record is from RefSeq and is a predicted model, not a curated record. NCBI's taxonomy places the organism in Eukaryota, Metazoa, Annelida, Clitellata, Rhynchobdellida, Glossiphoniidae.